AUGGAUACCGGCAUUAUCGGCCCAGUGACUGAUAUGAAAGAUUUCAAGGCGUCAUUUGGGGGUAGCCAAAAUGCGACCAUUCAUGGCCUCAUCGUUUCGUCGAUUCUGAUUCCAGCGGCACUUUCCUCGUUUUUCGCAGGGCAUCUUGCAGAUAUACUUGGGCGACCGAAGGGAAUCAGCAUCGGUGUUUUCAUCUUCGGUAUUGGGGCUGCGAUCGAAUCAGGGGCAGUCAGCUUGGGAAUGUUUAUCGCCGGUAGAGUGAUUGAAGGAUUGGGAGAAGGUCUCUUCUUGGGAAACCUGGUUGUCUUCAUUUGUGAAAUCUCGCCUACCAGAACCAGAGGCCCUUUGACAACCGGACCGCAGCUAUUGAUUACGCUCGGCUUAGUCGUUGGCUUCUUCACUUGCUACGGAUCUUCCAAUGUCCAGUCGUCGCUGUCAUGGCGGGCGCCAUUCUUUCUUCUGUCCUCGCUUUCAAUGAUACUUUCUGUCGUAUCCUUCUUCUUCUUACCGGAGUCGCCUCGGUGGCUGACACUGCAUGGGCGUCAUAAAGAGGCCGCCGAGACUUGGGACAAACUGGAAGUGAGCCAGGCAGAGCGUGAGAAGGUUGAGCUACAGUCGGACACGCCUGAAGUGGUACCUCCUGCCGAUACGGUCAAAGACAGCACCCUGCAUAAACUCCUCGAUAUCUUCUCUAAAGAUGUGCGUACACGCACUGCGCUGGCUGUCUUCUUGAUGGGCAUGCAGCAGCUCAGCGGGAUUGACGGUGUGCUAUACUACGCCCCGCUAUUGUUCCAACAGGCUGGGCUCGCCUCCUCGGAAGCAAGUUUUCUCGCGUCCGGUGUCUCAGCGCUCGUGAUUUUUGCGGCGACCAUUCCUGGGCUGAUCUAUGCAGAUGGGUGGGGGCGCAGACACAGCAUCAUCUAUGGAGGUGUGGGCCUUGGAACAGUGAUGUUCCUUAUUGGGGGACUUUACGCCGGCAACGCCGUGCAUGGCUCUUUUGGUGCUGGUCGCUGGGUUGUGAUCGUCUGCAUUUACAUUUUUGCCAUCAUCUACUCUAUGACAUGGGCAGUGGCAGUCAAGGUCUACAGUGCUGAGAUCCAGCCUCAACGGACUCGUGCUUCGGCCACUACCUUGGCGCAUUCCAGCAACUGGCUUUUCAACUUCUUGGUUGCGUUAACGACACCCAUCCUGUUGGCCAAGAGCAACUUUGGUGCAUACUUCCUGUUUGGCAGCUGCUCCGUCUUGACUUCCUUUGUGGGUGCAAUUUUCAUGCACGAAACGAAAGGCCGAUCGCUGGGCGAAAUUGAAGAAGCCUUCAAACACAAGAUACCUGGCGGCGAAAAUCUUUUCAGCGGUUUACGACGACCGACUGUGAAAUCGACCGUUUGA
Messenger RNA from Penicillium canariense, 1389 nucleotides. RefSeq names its product putative MFS sugar transporter. Gene Ontology annotation, molecular function: carbohydrate:proton symporter activity. NCBI's taxonomy places the organism in Eukaryota, Fungi, Ascomycota, Eurotiomycetes, Eurotiales, Aspergillaceae. The transcript is spliced from 2 exons. Gene Ontology annotation, cellular component: membrane. Bases 1 to 1389 code for a protein of 462 amino acids. Gene Ontology annotation, biological process: transmembrane transport; carbohydrate transport. The record is from RefSeq and is a predicted model, not a curated record.